CAAACACUGUCUGUGCUUCCACACUCAUCGUUUUUUGGAGUCAAAGGGACCCCUAUAACCAGAGCAAACGAGGCCAAUGGUUUGAGGACUAACCAAUUUUGUGCAAAAUAAGGAACAGUAACACAUCAGGGGGCUGAAAGGAAACCUUUCUCAGCAUCUGAAAGGAGCACAAAGGGAAAAUCAUGAAGAAGUCAAAGCAGGUGGUGAGUGAGAAUGAGCCUCCAAGCUAUCAGGAAGCAACUGCAGGCUAUCCCGAGAUGGAGGCCCAGUUUGCCUGGGAUGAUAAGAUCAUCAGGAGGACUUUCAUCAGAAAGGUUUAUGCCAUCCUCAUGCUCCAGUUGUUUGUGACUGUCGGGAUUGUUUGUCUCUUCACAUUUUGCGCACCUGUGAGGUUUUACAUUCAGACUAACCCCAGCUUGUACAUGGCAUCUUACAUCAUGUUUUUCGCAACCUAUAUUGCACUGUCCUGCUGUGGAGAUCUGAGGAGGCAGUUCCCCUGGAACAUCAUUCUUUUAGUUCUUUUUACUUUGAGCAUGGCCUUCAUGAUGGGGUUUGUUUCUAGCUUCUACAACACAAAGUCUGUGAUGCUGUGUCUGGGAAUCACAGCUCUGGUGUGUCUGUCUGUCACCCUGUUCAGCUUCCAGAGCAAGAUUGAUGUAACGUCCUGCCAGGGUGUGCUGUUCUCUCUGUGUAUUGCCAUGCUUCUCUGUGCCAUUACCAUCUCCAUUGUCGUCCCCUUCGGAUAUGUUCCUUGGUUACAUGCCAUCUAUGCAGUGAUAGGAGCCAUCCUCUUCACUCUGUUUUUGGCUUUUGACACACAGCUGCUCCUAGGAAACAAGCGCUACUCUAUCAGUCCAGAGGAAUAUGUUUUUGCCACACUCAGCCUCUACCUGGACAUCAUUUACCUGUUCAGCUUCCUGCUGCAGCUCAUGGGAAACGGCCAUGAUUGAAGAAUGCUUUCCAGGGCAGUAUUUGAAAGCUUGGCUUCAAUCCCAGCAGCAGAAUUAAAUCAUAAAUAUCUAACUCUUAAUCGGAUCAGAUUCUUGAGCAGUCUAUUGCUUUUUAAAGUUUCUUCGUGUAUUCCAGUUAUACAUUCAUGCUGCUGGUUUGUACUCUACAUUACCCCUGGGAAACAUUUUAUAUUUGAUCGGUGCUCUCUGUCCCCAUGUUUAGAUGUUUAGGAAUUGAUGUGUGGGUUCAGUGUAUCAGCCCCAGUCCUACUGUAUAUGUUUGAGCAUUGACAAUCAGAGCUGACUUAUUGGCUCCAUUAGUAUCUAAACAUCUCUAAACCUGUAGUUUAGAUUCAGUAAAUCUGCCAUGGUACGCUAGUCUUUUUGAUUCAGUUGAGUUUAUUUAUUAAUUAGUUUUAAAAGCAGUAUAUAGAUUCCCCUUUAUACCUGUUUUUGCAUUGCGAAUCAUUUCAGAUGGUGUGCUUUGUGUUUUGUAAGCAUGAACUGCAUGCGUAUAACACAGAUUCCAAAUGAACACUGAUAUUUUCUGGACAAUACUUAAUCGGGGAAACCUCAAAUUGCAUAUUUUAAUUGAAAAGUGAACAAACACCAACCACAAACGGAAAAUGUGUGUAUAGUGUGUCACAGUGCUUUUAACCGAUUAGAUCUUCAUUUGAAUCUAACUUUUGAAUUGUGGCCUUUUAGGUGUGAUAGGAUGGAGUUUUUUUUUCUUCAGAUUAAUGACUUGUCUAAGCAUAAGGAAGGUUCUGUGUAGUGAAUAAAAACAUGGAAUGCAACAAUUUUUUCUACAAACCAAAAGCUGUGUACAUGUAAUUCUGACUACACUAAAAACCUGACUCAUGAAAUACAUUGAAUGCUUUAUGUGCAUAGUAAAAA
This is a messenger RNA of Girardinichthys multiradiatus, 1847 nucleotides long. It is a transcript of the gene faim2b, whose product is annotated as Fas apoptotic inhibitory molecule 2b. The record is from RefSeq and is a predicted model, not a curated record. The transcript is spliced from 12 exons. Gene Ontology annotation, cellular component: Golgi apparatus; membrane; endoplasmic reticulum. The coding region runs from base 183 to 950 and encodes 255 amino acids. Lineage: Eukaryota; Metazoa; Chordata; Actinopteri; Cyprinodontiformes; Goodeidae. Gene Ontology annotation, biological process: negative regulation of apoptotic signaling pathway.